CAUUUCCAGGAGAUGCUCCAGGGAAGGAAGUGGUGGAUCUGGUCGAUAAACACGAGAUGUGAAACUGUGGAGAAUGGAGUCAAGAGGCUGAGGGGAUGGAAUUGUAACCUUGGUGAGGCAGAAAGGGGAUGGUGGGUUGAAGGGUGUGAAGAACUCGGUAUGAUACCAAAGCUCUGGGCACUGUGAGCUGUGCAGGCGCGCAAUGCAGAUGUGUCUGUUGAAUUCGAGGUGACACAGAGGAAAUUGUUUAAACAAAAAAAUACAACUGUCAGAGAACUGGCGGUUAUUGUGGCUCUCGUUGUUAUGGUGGGUGGGGUAACACUCGUGUGUCUCAAAUUUAUCAGCAAGGGUCAGGGGUGGAGAACCAAUUCCGAAAAUUUGAGGGAUGAUGCUUUUCUCAAGGAGUGGAGUGAUAUGCCCAGGCAUUUGCAGUUUAAUCCGCAUAUUAGAACUGGGUACAGACCUCUCACCAGUGCCAGUGGGUGUCUUAGGAGUCUUUUUUAUUUUCAUAAUGAGACAGUUAAUAUCAUGACGCAUGGUUUCGCCAUUCUCUGCAUCCUGAUAACGGUCCCUUAUUGCUUGCCUUGGAGCGAUGAAGGUGCCUUUUAUGGAUUUCUAUCCUGGUGUCAUCUGAUCGGGGCAGCCAGCCCCUGGCUAGGAUCCUUUUUGUAUCAUCUGUUCAUGAACUUGGAUCGUGGAGAAGCCGUUUAUCGAAGAUUACUCAAGCUCGACAUGCUGGGGAUUUGGGUUGUCCAGAGUAUUGGUGCAAUGCCGUUCAUAUCAGCUUCGAUUCACUGUCUUCCUGGAGGACUGUGGCAUGCCUGCAUGGCCCUGUACAUUUUCCUGAGCCUGUGGGGUCUCUCAAAGGCCAUGAGGGCUACGUCACCUUGGGAACGGAGAUUAUGCUUCUCACCACCAUUCAUGAUGAGAAUGAUAUUUCUCACUCUCAGGUGCUUCCGGAUCGGUGGUGGAAAUCCUCAGGCACUCAGACACGUUGUACUCCAGGAUUUAGUCGCGGUGAUAGGCGGAACGAUAGGCGCCCUCCGAAUCCCGGAGAAGUGGCUGUCAGGCCAGGUGGAUCUUGUCCUGAAUUCCCACAAUAUAAUGCACGUGGUUGUUGUGCUUGCUGUGUGGUCAAUGCACUCAGCAACAAUUCAGGACCUGAAUUGGAUGAUGAAUCCAUCAGCCUGUCAAGCUCUCUCGUCUCUCCGUCACGACGAGCUCUAACUCCUAUUCAAAAUAAUUUCCCCAUCGUCAUAGGGGAGAUGUUGAGGAAUCAUCUCAGACACUGUGAUUAGACUACCAUAGGUGGGAAAUUUAUAACUGUGAUUUUUUAAUGGGAAUGAGUUUCUUGUUGAAUCAAGCACAUCAAAAAUAUCUUUAUUGUACAGAUUACCCUUUUGAUCAUACCGAAGUCGUUUAAUCGUCAUUGAGGUCCAGAGAUCGAUCGAAAUUUGUUUACCUCGUGUUUGGUAAUAGAAUGACUCAGAUAUUCCACGAGUCCUUGAAAAUUCAUUCAUCUUUCGAUCGGAUUAGAUUUUUCGUCCGGUUUGGAGUAUCAAGAGUACGAUGAUAGAGCUAAUAAUAUUUCCAUUGAUUAGAAUUAGAGAAAAAUUUAUAAAAAUGCAACUUCAUUUUUAUGAAUAAAUGAUCACAGGCAUUCCAAGGAAUUUAAUCAGCCAGUUUCAAUUUCACAUUGGCGAGAAGAGACAAUUCCAAUUUUAGUUACAAUAUGUUCGAUCUCUCACUCUCAUCAAUUACAAAUUUACAGAAGUACUUAGUAAUGAAAUUCAUCGUUUCUAAAUAUAAUUAGGUCAUAGCAGUUCCAUCGAAAAUUAUUUAAAUGUUGAAUGAUUUGCCGUUUUAUGGAAUUCAGAAAAUUUUACCAUUUUUACGAUUCAUCUCUCAUCGAUAAAUAUUUUAUACCUUGAAUAGUGCAUUAACUGAAAAUGUGUUACUUAACUGGAAAAAUAUUUGGCUUGCGAAAUCUAUUGAAUUAUUUUCCAAUCAACUGUCUCCGAGUAAAGCUUAUGAUAGUUGAACUUUU
Fopius arisanus is the source of this 2047-nucleotide messenger RNA. Its product is annotated as progestin and adipoQ receptor family member 4. Gene Ontology annotation, cellular component: membrane. The coding region runs from base 304 to 1227 and encodes 307 amino acids. Lineage: Eukaryota; Metazoa; Arthropoda; Insecta; Hymenoptera; Braconidae. Gene Ontology annotation, molecular function: signaling receptor activity. The transcript has 5 exons. The record is from RefSeq and is a predicted model, not a curated record.